CUGGUGGUAUAGAUUAUGUUGAAACAGGAAUACUAUGAAGUGGAUGAAUCUGGUAUAGAUUAUGUUAUAACAUCUGCAGCAAAAAAGUGGAGAGAGUUUAAGGCUGACCUAAAGAGCAAAUAUUUUGAUGAAACAUUGAGUUUUGAAGAGCUUAUUGCUAAAAGGGAUGAAAGGGUGAAAGAAUCUGAUUGGGAGUGGUUGAUAACUUAUUGGAUGUCUCCAGAAGCCGAGGUUCGUACAAACAGAGGUAAAGAUAAUCGUUCAAAGCUGACUAUGUCGCAUGCAGCUGGUAGCAAGAGUUAUGCUCGUGUGGGGCAUGAACUGGCCGAGCAACAAGGACGCCCUGCGAGAAGAGAUGAAAUAUAUGUUAGAACACACACGCGUAAGAACAAAGAAGGGGAUAUUGUGCCUCUACCUGGAGCAGAAAUAUUCAUUAAUAAAUUUGAAGAAGUUGUUGCUGAGAACCCAGAACUGAAGGACAGAAGUAUUGAAGAUGGUGAUUUAUAUGCACAUGUUUUUGGAGAGAAAGAACCAAGAGGUCGUAUUCGUGGUUUAGGCUUAGGACCAACUCCACAAGAUGUAGGCACUCCUGGAACUCAAAUGAAAAUAUCAACAAAGCUUCAAAUGGCAUUGCAAGCUCGCAGUCAGUCUGAGCAAGAGGUUAGAGCCUUAAGACAGGAUAUGAAUCAAAUGAAAGAGAAAAUGGAUCAAAUUUAUCAAAUGAUGGUAGCAGCUCAAGGGGUGCAACAUAUAGAAAGCCCAUCACAACAUGGGUCUAAUUCUCGACAGAACUCAAGGGUGCAUCGGUCAGAUGAGGUGGCACAUGGUUACAAUGGUAAUGACCAUUCACCAAAUAUGGUUGAAGAUGACUUGCAGCUUACUAGGCGAGUUGCAAGCACUAUGGGCCGUCCAAGGAAUCGUGAAGAUGUUAAUACUAUUGAAGAGCAAAGUCGCAGGCGAGACAUUGCAACAAUGGUACCUCAAAGAAAUCAUGGAUCACCUCAAAAUGCAGAUGAUAAUCAUGUUGGUAAAGAAGUCAUAUUAUAUUCUAUGAUGAGAUCAGAAGUUCCUGUUGCAAUAGCAAAUAUUAUCUCAACCGACCCAACCACUAAGGUUGCAGAUGUUCCUCUUGGAAGGGAGUUUACACAGGUUUUUGUGACUCGUGUGCUAAAAAGGGAAAGUACUCUACCACGACCAUACUUAGGUGUAGAGAGUAUGGGAGAUGCUCUUUUUAUGCCCGUUGCAUGGCCAACGAACAAGGUAAUACUACAACCUUGUAUUUUAUUUAUGUAA
Zea mays is the source of this 1293-nucleotide messenger RNA. RefSeq lists its product as uncharacterized. The record is from RefSeq and is a predicted model, not a curated record. The coding region runs from base 16 to 1293 and encodes 425 amino acids. NCBI's taxonomy places the organism in Eukaryota, Viridiplantae, Streptophyta, Magnoliopsida, Poales, Poaceae. The transcript is spliced from 6 exons.